AUGGCUGCAUCAUCUCUCAGACGUAUUGCUGUCGUUACUGGGGCUGCUCAAGGCAUUGGGCGCAGCAUUGCUCUUCGUCUAUCCAAGGACGGUCUCAGCGUCGCCGUGAACGACGUGCCAUCGAAGCGUAAACAGCUGGAAGAGGUCGUAUCCGACAUUACGUGCAGAGACGGUCGACAGGCAAUCGCGGAUGAAGUCCAGGCCAUGACAGCAAAUGUCGUCGAACAGCUCGGAGGACUGGAUGUGAUGGUUGCCAAUACCGCGAUAUGCCAUUGCGCGGAACUUGCUGAUUACUGGGAUAAGAUCAUGAUGGUUAACCUCCGGGGUACCAUGCUCUCCUACAGAUAUGCAGCGCUGCAGAUGAUUCAGCAAGGGCUCAGUAGUAUUUCGGCAUAUGCAGCAUCAAAGUUCGGUGUCAGAGGCUUGACACAGUGCGCAGCGCUAGAGCUAGUGAAGCACAACAUUGCCCUGCUCGGCUUACCGCCUUCUCGUACACCACCUCCCGCAAACCCUGAUGUCAUCGCCAGCCUGGUCUCGUACUUGCCGAAACCCGAGGCCUACUUCAUCACAGGGCAAACAAUCUCAGUGGAUGGUGGGCUCACUUUCGACUGA
Molecule: messenger RNA, 612 nt
Organism: Fomitopsis serialis
Lineage: Eukaryota; Fungi; Basidiomycota; Agaricomycetes; Polyporales; Fomitopsidaceae
Exons: 8
Coding region: 1-612 (203 amino acids)
Molecular function (GO): oxidoreductase activity
Source: RefSeq, a predicted model, not a curated record